UCGCCGUAGUUGACCCGGAAGUGAUUUUCUGAGACGACUUCACCUUCUCGAAUAUGAGGACAGUAUCUGCCUUUACAUGAGUCUAAACAUUCCUAUAAGCAUCGUCCCGUCUGCAGCUCCACCAUGAACCCAAACUCCUGUGCGUCCCUGCUCCACUUCUCCUGCAGGGGGGUCAGACUUUGUGCAUCCCGGGCCUUGAACCCAACGCCCUCGGCUUCCACUCGUCUCCCACGCUUGUCCCCGUGGACGCGCUCCUCGUCCAGCGGCGUCAAGGUUCGCUCGUACCUUCAGUACGUGAAACGGAAAAUUGCGCCCCCUCCCGGUCCUCCCUACAGCCACGUGUGCCAGGUCGGAGACCCCGUGCUGCGUUCACAAGCAGCCGCCGUGGACCCGGCGGCCGUGACGGGACCCGAGGUCCAGCAGGUGAUCAGCACCAUGGUGAAGGUGAUGAGGAAGCAGGAGUGCGUGGGUUUGAGCGCGCCUCAGAUCGGGGUCCCACUCCGCAUCAUGGCCCUGGAGUAUCCGCAGAGGAUGUUGGACGAGAUCUGUCCGGCGACGAGGGCGGUCCAACAGAUGUCCGUCCUGCCGCUUCGGAUCUUCGUCAACCCCGAGCUGAGGGUCCUGGACAGUCGGACGGUUCAGUUUCAGGAGGCCUGUGAAAGCAUCUGUGGCUUCUCUGCCACUGUCCCACGCCUCCUGUCCGUGGAAGUGUCGGGUCUGAAUGAAAAGGGUGAGGCGGUGGCGUGGCAGGCCAGCGGCUGGCCGGCUCGCAUCGUCCAGCACGAGAUGGACCAUCUGAACGGAGUCCUCUACAUCGACCGCAUGGACAGCAAGACCUUCAUCAACAUCAACUGGGAGGAGCACAACGAAUAGAGCAGAGACGACAACGUGAACUGAAAACCAAAACCUGAUCCUCUCAAAGCCGAUGUCAGACUGCAGAUCUAUGUUGAAUGGAUGUAAUUUAUGAUGACACUUUAAAACCUCUUAACCCCUGAGACCCCAAAAAAUAAACUAAACACCCAAAAUAAAUCAGGUUCCAUCUCCAGAACCAUCAGGUCCAUGAUCCUGAUCCUGGUCUCUACGGACCCUGGUCAGACUUUAGUAACAUUGUGUCUGAUUAAUUAAUGAUGAACUAAAAUAUCAUUCUGGACUCAUCCAUCAGCCCCUGGACCAGACCUGGACCCAGAGUUCCUAUAAACACCACAGAGCUCACAUGUUCUCCAAAGGUUCUAGUGAAACAGAACCAGGUCCACUCUCCAUCUGGACAUUAGGAUCAAACCAAAGAAC
Messenger RNA from Mugil cephalus (flathead mullet), 1287 nucleotides. It is a transcript of the gene pdf, whose product is annotated as peptide deformylase, mitochondrial. Gene Ontology annotation, biological process: peptidyl-methionine modification; N-terminal protein amino acid modification. The transcript has 3 exons. Gene Ontology annotation, cellular component: mitochondrion. NCBI's taxonomy places the organism in Eukaryota, Metazoa, Chordata, Actinopteri, Mugiliformes, Mugilidae. The coding region runs from base 124 to 873 and encodes 249 amino acids. The record is from RefSeq and is a predicted model, not a curated record. Gene Ontology annotation, molecular function: peptide deformylase activity.